UCUCAUUUAUAAAUAUUGCUCCACCGGUUUUUUUCCCUCAAAUUUGGCAACUGCCAACAAGAACCCUAACCGCGAAGUAAGAGAGGAGAAGAAGGUCCCGAGGAAACCCUAGUGGUUGAAGAUGGUUGCUGGAGCGGAAGUUAUUCAUCAUAGCAUACCCGUGUUAGAUGUGCAGUAUCGCUGCAUCUCGAAGGAGAUCGAGGAGAUUGCGGAGUUAUCGGCGACGGUGGUGGCGCCGGCGGCUUCUCCUCCUAUGUGUCGGCAGGCGUCUUGGGUAUCUGGAACGGUGCCGAUUGAGGUCGUGGUUGCUUCUGAGCUGGAUUUGAGAACAUCCGAUGCCACUCCAAAUGAUGCAGAACCUAUAAUCUUCCAAUUCAUUCCCAGCAUCAGGUCAGGAAGUUUUUCUGAUAUUGGACCUCGGAAAGACAUGGAAGAUGAGCAUAUACGCAUAGAUGAUUUGUCUGCUCAUCUUGGUUCUAUAUUUACUUGCCCUUCACCAAGUGCCUUCUAUGGGAUUUUUGAUGGUCAUGGAGGCCCAGAUGCUGCAGCCUACAUCAAAAGACAUGCAAUUAGAUUAUUCUUUGAAGACGCUGAGUUCCCGCAGGCAUCAGAAGCCAAUAAUGUCUUCAUAGAAUCAGUAGAGAACUCAGUGCGGAAAGCAUUCCUUCUUGCCGACCUCGCUUUAGCUGAUGACUGCACUGUUAGUUCUUCCUCUGGAACAACAGCACUUGCCGCAUUGAUCUUUGGAAGGCUUCUAUUAGUCGCGAAUGCAGGGGAUUGUCGGGCUGUUCUGUGCCGGAAGGGUAAAGCAGUAGAUAUGUCACAAGAUCACAGACCCAUUCAUGCAGCUGAAAGGCAAAGGGUAGAGGAGUGUGGUGGGUAUAUCGAUGAUGGGUAUCUCAACGGGGUGCUCUCAGUGUCCCGAGCUCUCGGAGACUGGGACAUUAAGCUUCCUAUAGGCUCACCAUCACCCUUGAUUGCUGAACCUGAGUUUAUGCAAGUGAUGCUGAUGGAAGAUGACGAGUUUCUAAUCAUCGGCUGCGAUGGCAUAUGGGAUGUGAUGUCCAGCCAACAUGCCGUGAAUUUAGUCAGGAGGGAACUCCGGCGGCACGAUGAUCCGGAGCGGUGUGCGAGGGAGCUGGUCCUGGAAGCACUGAGGCUCAAGACCUUCGAUAAUCUGACCGUUAUCGUUGUUCGUCUCUCCCCCGAACAUUGGGAUUCUGCUGCUCCACCGGAGCAGCAGCAGCACCACCAGCAGAGAUCGCAGAUGGUUCCCAGAUUGAGGAGUUGUAGCUUGUCAACUGAGGCACUUUACAAUCUAAGGAGUUGGCUGGAAAGGUGAGGGAGUGGACGUUUUAUAAGAGAGAUGAUGAGAAUGUCAUUGAAUUUCAGUCAAAGUUUUUUUCUUUUUUUCCUUUAUUUUCUGUACUUUCUUCAUUUGAGCUGUAUCUGUAGGAUUCAUGUGAUUGGUGCAGCCAACAUUUUUGUAGGGGUUUUGUUAUGCUUUCUUUUCUUCUUAUGAUUGUUGGUGGGAUGAUAUUUGUGUAUAUAAAUGUCAUAGUAGGAGAGGCUUUAUUGGA
This is a messenger RNA of Phalaenopsis equestris, 1580 nucleotides long. Its product is annotated as probable protein phosphatase 2C 47. Gene Ontology annotation, biological process: protein dephosphorylation. The coding region runs from base 122 to 1342 and encodes 406 amino acids. Gene Ontology annotation, molecular function: protein serine/threonine phosphatase activity; cation binding. The record is from RefSeq and is a predicted model, not a curated record. The transcript is spliced from 4 exons. Lineage: Eukaryota; Viridiplantae; Streptophyta; Magnoliopsida; Asparagales; Orchidaceae.